This is a messenger RNA of Bradysia coprophila, 1652 nucleotides long. RefSeq names its product sialin-like. The record is from RefSeq and is a predicted model, not a curated record. Gene Ontology annotation, molecular function: transmembrane transporter activity. NCBI's taxonomy places the organism in Eukaryota, Metazoa, Arthropoda, Insecta, Diptera, Sciaridae. Gene Ontology annotation, cellular component: membrane. Gene Ontology annotation, biological process: monoatomic anion transport; transmembrane transport.
AGUCUACAGCCUUUCAGUCUGAACCGUUUUCUAGAGAGAUUUAGACGGUUUAACAAUUUUUUUUAUUCAAUUGUAAUCAGAGUAAUUAAAACCGGAUACAGCGUUUAAAUUAAAUAUGGGGGAAGACCACAUAGAUCAUAACAGUUCUGUCUAUCGUGAAGUAGAACCGCUUAAUUGGAUGUUUUGGAAGAAAAGACGUUACAUCGUCGUUUUACUAGCAUUUUUAGGGUACUUUUCCAGUUAUUCGCUGAGAGUAAAUUUGAGCGUGGCCAUAGUGGUAAUGACUGCGAAAGAUGAAACAGGUGUCAAUGAACGAUACUUCGAAUGGAAUACACAGGAACGAGGACUAAUCUUAAGUUCGUUCUAUUGGGGCUAUAUUUUAACGCAGUUCAUUGGAGGCAUUUUUGCUAAACGUUUCGGAGGAAAUCUGAUCUUGGGCAUAGGCAUAGGAGUGCCAGCUGUAUUAUCGUUACUCACACCAUGGCUCGGUACAACUGUAACUGCAAUGGUUGUGAUUCGUGUACUGCAGGGAUUAUUUGGUGGGGUAACAUUUCCUUGCAUUCAUGAUAUAUGGUACCGUUGGGCACCAACUCCGGAACGGUCGAGAAUGACUUCAAUUGCAUAUGCUGGCAUGUUUAUAGGAACUGUCGUAACUAUGCCGACUAGUGCAUAUCUAGCCACUUCGUUAGGAUGGGAAAGCGUGUUUUACAUAUUUGGUGGUCUUGGUGUUCUCUGGCAUAUUGUAUGGAUUAUAGUAGUACGGUCAGCUCCAAACAAGGAUCGAUUUAUUUCAGACGAUGAACUACAGUACAUUGAAAACACGGUUAGCGUUGAAGUGAAAGAAAAGCGAGUUAUUCCAUGGCUAUCGAUAAUAACUUCGAGACCAGUACUAGCUAUCACUGUUGCACAAUUCGCAUUGAAUUGGGGUUAUAAUACAAUGCUCACUCAAAUGCCAUCGUUUUUAGCAGACACUCUAAAUUAUGAUCUGGGAAGCUCUGGAUUUUUAUCUGGAGCGCCUUACCUUACCAUGGGAAUAUUAGUUUCUAUUGCAGGAUUCUUGGCAGAUAUGUUUAUUAAUAAAAGAUGGCUAACGAUUACACAGGUUCGGAAAUAUUUUGUCAGCGUUUCGUCGUUGGUACAAGCAAUUUGCAUGAUAAUGGCUGGUUUUCUCGUCGAUCCCGUAUGGAGCGUAGUUCUAAUAAUACUUAGUGUUGGUACAGGUGGAUUUGUAACGUGUGGAUACUCCGUCAAUCCACUUGAUAUUGCACCGGAUUUCGCAAGCGUGGUUUUAGGAUUCUCGAAUACAUUUUCUUGUUUAACGGGUAUUAUUAGCCCUAUACUCACAGGGGUGCUAGUUCAGAAUCAGGACAUCGACGAAUGGCGCAUCGUAUUUUACAUUUCCGGUGGUAUCCAUGUUGUUGGAAGCGUAAUUUAUUGGUUCUGGUGUUCUGGAGAAAUACAGCCAUGGUCAGCCACUAAAAAAAUUGAUGAAAAAAGCGAAGAAUAACUCCAUCCACAUACGGAUAAUGACUUGGAUAAUACCGUACAACACUGGAAAUUUGUCCUAAUAAACUUUCUUUCAUCUGUGAAGCUGAUCACACCUUUCUCAAAUAAUUUUUAUUUCAGUCUUAAUUUCAUGCAGCAGAAAACCC